Molecule: messenger RNA, 886 nt
Organism: Xenia sp. Carnegie-2017
Lineage: Eukaryota; Metazoa; Cnidaria; Anthozoa; Malacalcyonacea; Xeniidae
Exons: 2
Coding region: 315-713 (132 amino acids)
Source: RefSeq, a predicted model, not a curated record
AUACAUAUGGAAAUCGCAGAUACACAUUGAUAGUUGUUUGUUUCGACGCACUUGAACUCGGGGAAUGCAAUUAUGGAUUGGGUAGAUCAACGUUGCCGUUGGCACUCCUGUGGUGCACGUUUGUGAAAUUUUUGCCGCGGAGGCAGAACAAACAUAAUUCUUGUUAGUGGCGUGUGAGUGGUGUGUAUAGGAAUUGGCUGUCUGUAAAAGAGUACUUGCGGGAAAAACAAACAAACUUAAUAGGAAUCGAUCGGGACAGGAAGACAUGUUUUUGAUGGGAGUUACGUACAUCAACGCCAUCGUAUUUUGAAAUUAUGAAGAAUUCCGAAAGAUUGCAACACGAAAUCGAUUUGACCCUUGCAGUGGAGGGCUUUCUUCACGACCUUUCAGGCGUAGAACUUCCUGUUGAAAAAAAAAUCAAACGACAAAAACUAGAAUCGAAAGUUAAAUUACUUCGUGCAAGGUAUCAUCUGCACAUGAAUAGAUUGCCGUUGUCAUCGUUGAGACUGGGUUUUGAUUCAUUUCCGAAAGAUCUCGAAGCAAAGCGACCUCGCUCGUUGACAUCACCCGAUUUGCUGACUUCUUGUCUCCCGGAUGUACCAGAAGAAGACGAAUUGGGUUCGCCGAAAUCCACGAUGAAGAGUGGGAAAUUUGAUUUAAACUCCCCAAACAAUCAUCGACCACGUUCAUCUACGUUUCCUUUGACUUUGUAACAUUUACCUGAUGGUCUUUGUGUGGUGCUUUUUUAAUCUGCCACCUGGGAAAGAAAGGCACCAUAAAUUGCAAUCUAUUUUAUAGGUUUUGUUUGUUUCUCCAUAGAGAGACCUGUUUUGACUUCGUGUGAAUACAAAAUUUGUAUAAAAUGUCGAUUAAAUUAAAUUCGCUA